AUGGAGCUCCACACGCGGCUGCUGCUCCUGCUGGAGGUGUUAGCGGUGGCCCUGGUCCUCUCUGCCCGCGGAGACCUGUGUGAGGUGAACCUCUGUGAUAAUGGAGGCACCUGUGUGAAGGCAGCGGGGUCAGAGUUCAUCUGCAUCUGUCCAGACGAGUACACUGGAGACAAGUGCACCGAGAAGGAGACUGGUCCCUGUAUUCCAAACCCGUGUCUGAACGGAGGUCAGUGUGAGCUGGUGUCAGAGCGUCGCAGAGGAGACGUCUUCAGCCACUACUACUGUGAGUGCCCCCCAGAGGCCACAGGGGAGAACUGCAACACACGAAUCCCACCUCCUCCUCUGUUCAACACACAAGGCUUCAGUGUGUGUAUAGAUCAGCCCUGUUUAAAUGGAGGAACCUGUUCUGAACUCAACGGAGACUUACUCUGCUCUUGUCCAUCACCGUAUGUUGGAAACCGCUGUGAGCAACGAUGUAUUUCCCGCCUCGGCCUGCAGGGCGGCGGUGUCUCUGAGGGUCAGAUCCGCUCGUCCUCGGUGCGCUACACUCUGAUGGGGUUACAACGCUGGGGCCCGGAGCUCGCACGCCUUCACCAGAAGGGACUGGUGAAUGCCUGGAGCCCCGCCCCCCAUGACAGACUGCCAUGGUUACAGGUGGAUCUGACUCGGGCCAUGCGGGUCUCUGGUCUGGUGACACAGGGGGCAGGGCAUCUGGGGUACUCUGAGUUUGUGAAGGCCUUUAAAGUCGCAUACAGCCUCAACGGGAGCAACUUCACCUUCUACCAGCGAGACGGGAGAGACCUGGUCUUCUCAGGGAACAUGGAUAAAGACUCUCCAAAGACCUCCCUCCUGGACCCUCCUCUCGCCACUCGGUUCCUCCGAAUUGUCCCUGUGGUCUGCCGCCGAGCUUGUACCAUGAGGCUGGAGCUGAUCGGCUGUGAGCUUAGAGGAUGUUCUGAACCUCUGGGCCUUCAGUCUCGUCUGAUCUCUGAUGCUCAGUUCUCCGCAUCCUCGACCUUCAGGACCUGGGGUCUGGACUCCUUCACCUGGAGACCAGAGUAUGCACGCCUGGACAAGCAAGGGAAGACCAAUGCAUGGUCCCCAGCGACCAGUGACCAGAACCAGUGGAUCCAGGUGGACCUUGGAUCUCUGAAGAAAGUGACUGGGAUCAUCACUCAAGGCGCCAAAGACUUCGGCCACAUUCAUUUCGUCACAGCGUUUAAACUGGCGCACAGCGACAACGGGGAAGACUGGACCAUCGUCAAGAACAAGAAGGGCCAGGACAAGGUGUUUGCGGGGAACAUUGAUAAUAACGUUCACCAUCAGAACCGUCUGGACCCGGCUCUAUUCUGUCGAUACGUGAGAGUCCUGCCCUGGGAUUGGCACGGGAGGAUCAGCCUGAGGCUGGAGCUGCUGGGGUGUGCUCUGUGA
Messenger RNA from Knipowitschia caucasica, 1431 nucleotides. NCBI's taxonomy places the organism in Eukaryota, Metazoa, Chordata, Actinopteri, Gobiiformes, Gobiidae. The record is from the annotation of a GenBank genome assembly.